Molecule: messenger RNA, 10973 nt
Organism: Pteropus alecto (black flying fox)
Lineage: Eukaryota; Metazoa; Chordata; Mammalia; Chiroptera; Pteropodidae
Gene: SLC16A4
Product: solute carrier family 16 member 4
Exons: 8
Coding region: 5869-7416 (515 amino acids)
Biological process (GO): monocarboxylic acid transport; transmembrane transport
Molecular function (GO): monocarboxylic acid transmembrane transporter activity
Source: RefSeq, a predicted model, not a curated record
AAGUGUCCGUGGAUAUUUAAAACAAAGUAUAUUCCUACCCCAUAAUAUUAACAUAAUAGCUAAUAUUAUUAAGAGCUUACUAUAUGCCAGGAACUCAUUUAACUCUCAUUAGUAACCCUACACAGUAGGUGCUCUUAUUUGCCCCAUUUUACAUUUGUGUAACUAUGACCACCGGGUUAGCAGUCACCAUUUGGACUUGAGAGUCUGACUCAGAGCCUGUACUCUUAACACCCAGAUCACUAUAGAAACAGGUGCGUUUGGCCAGAAAAUAAUCUGCCAUUUGAAAAUACAGAACAUUAUCUUUUCUUCAACCUUUAUAAUUAACAACAGAAUGGAGCACAACAGGCACGAAAGACCUCAUUUCGUUGAAUUUGAAUGCAGUUCCUGUUGCUCCUUAGCAAUUUAAUAUUUGACAGUAUAAAAAAACUCCAGAAUAUUAGUAUUUAUUUAAAAAUGACAAGUAUCUACAAAUAAAAGGUGCUAUCGAAGAUAAAGACUUUGAGUAAGACAUGGCUCCAGCCUUUGAGCUUAUACUUUGAUAGGAUAUGCGUGUCGUCUUCACCAUACCAAUACCUGACGUGUCAUGUACAUGUUUUAUUGUGUCUUCCCCACUAGUACAGACACUUUGAGGCCAGGAGCUGUCUUAUUCACAGAUGUAUUCCAAGCACCUAGAACAGUCCUAGCACAUAGUAGGCACUGAAUAAAUACUUGCUGAAUAGAUGAAUAUAUAACAAGUAAAAAGGAGUUUCUGGUAUGUACUGGGCCUUUCCAGGCAGAGGGAGCAGCAAUGACAAAACAGGUGAUAAACCAAAAGCUGCAAGGUAGGGCAACUACUUCAUCCUUGAAUAUCUGCUUUUUAAGAAUCCUAGGCCUUAUCCUGUUAGUAGAAUUGGGCUCAGAGCAAGUGAGUCAAAGUUGAGCUUUCAGAUUAAUCUGAGGUACAGCAAGCUCAUUUUUUCCAAGGAGAAAAACUUUCUUUUGCUUACCUAUGUAUCUCCAAUUCCUAACCCAAAGUAAUGAGAGCCAACCUUUAGUGAGUUAUUGCUGCAUUCUAGAUAAUGACUAAGCAAUUUACAUGCAUUUGGCUCAUUUUAUACUCUCAUGCAGUAUUAUCACCAUUUUAGAAAGAAAUAGGCUCAGCAAGAUAAAGUAGCUCAAGAUCAAACAUGAGACUAAAAAUUAAGCAAAUUGGCAGAAAAAGAACAAAAGAGAAAGAUGACUGAAUUGUCUAGGUGAUAGGAAGAACUGAGUGCCUUAGGAGUCAACACAGGAAGGAUUACAGAGAAAAACUGGCUGGGCUUGAUUUUAGAUGUUGAAAUUGAAUAUCUGAUAGACAUCCUGGUGGUGAUGCUGAGUAACAAACGUGCUGGGUGCUUGCUAUGUACCAGGCGCAGCGCUAACCCUCCAGGGGCCUCCCACUGCAUUCAGAACAAAAUCUGAAGUUCUCACCAGGGUCUCCCAAGCUGGGCAUGACCCAGCCCUUGUGCCACAUCUCAUGCCACCUGCUGUCUACACAUACCCCUGUCUAGCAGUGGCUGGCAUAUAGAAGACAACUUUAUUGAAUAAAAUGAAUAAAUGAACAUGCUUUCUUAUUUAUUCUUAAAAACAAUCUUUGAGGUAGGGUGUAAUGUACCCAAUUUUAUUAAUAAAAGAAGACUUGUGCUGGAAAGAGCUCAGGGCUGGGGAAGGCUGAUUUUCCAGUCUGUACAGAGCUGAAGCUAAAGUAGGAUUGCAUGGGUGUUUCCCCAAGACCACUCCUGUGAUGGUUAAUCUUAAGUGUCGACUGGGCCAGAGGUUAUCCAACUAUUCGGUUAAACAUUUUGUCUGGGCGCAUCUGUGCCUGUGCUUUGGAUGAGAUCGGCAUUUGAAUCAGUGGACUAAGUAAAGCAAAUUGCCCCCCUCAGUGUAGGUGGGCCUCAGCCAACCCACUGAAGACCAGAACAGAAUAAAAGGCUGAAUAAGAAAGAAAUCUUUAUCUCUUCCUGUCUUCGAGAUGGAACGUGGAUCUUCUUCUGCCGAUGGAUUCAAGCUCAGACCAGAACUGCUCAGACCAGAACUGCACCAUCAGCUCUGACUGCAAAUCUUGGACUUCUCAACCUCCGUAAUCACACAAUCCAAUUCCUUACAUAUAUGAUCUCCAAAGUUUUUUUAUUGGAGGCUGAUUACACAGGCACCCUCUCCCUAGAAUUGGCUCAAAAUUCUAGACUCCCAGAAGGAAAGCAAGUGUUCACCAUAAACCAUAUUGUUUGCAUUAAUAAUUUAGGCACAGUUGUCUACUCUUAUAAUUUAGAAAAUGGUGGAAACCCUCUUAAAAUCUAAGUUCCCCGUUGCCAGCCAAAGGGGAACCUUGUAAGCAAGACUUUCAAAGGACAAGAGUCUCGGGCCAGCUAUGUUGACUUUUCUGUACCAAGAUUCAACAAGGACAGGGAAAGAUUCAGCUAAAAAUAAAAUCUUUUCAUUCUAAAUGCUAAAAAUUAUUCAUGGGCUGUAUUUGACAGUACAGUGAGGAUAAUAGUGUGGACUUAGGAAAUCAAGUUGCAGGUCUUUCUGAAUGACUUUAGGGCCAAGAAUGAGAAGGUUAGACAUUAAGGGAAUUAUUUAUGUUUAGUUAAAUAAUUUGACUUAACCCAAAAGCUUUAAGUCAAUUGGGUAGAGAUGCCAAAAGGUUAACUAAUAUCCCAGCUGUGGCAUAAAGAUUCUUUGCUUUUGCUAUUAGGCCCCACCUGAUUAAUAAGAACCAUUUUUCGUGAAUUAAGUAUCAAUAGUGGGUCUGAUAAGAAACAGUCAUAUAUAUUUAGUCAAUCCUCACAACAAACUUGCAAAGUAAUGUUAGCCACAUUUCACAGGUAUGGAAACAUACUAAGACUGGGUAACUGGCCAAAAACCUUCAGGCUUUAAAAAUAAGUUGAGAUUCUAACCAAGUCUGCAUUUCCCGCUAUACCUCAAAGAUUCCUCUAUGAAAGAUGUUUCAAGGGGUUCAUCUCUGAGGACUUUACAGCCCUCCUACUCUCUAUGAAUGGCUGGCUCAUUGUUCUGCCACAUUGCAAAUCCAACCCCAGCCCUCAGCAUCAGAGCUCUCGAUCAGUAUAAAGCUUAGCCUCGUCUCACCCAGAGCUCAAAAUCAUAGGUAGAUAGUCCUGCUUUAAAAGAGCAGAGAACAUCCAUCAAAAAAAAAGAAAAAAAAAAAAUCAGUCCUACAGAUAUUCAUUAAAAAAUGAUUUCCAGAGUAUGUUCAUAACUACAAACAACACUCUGAAAAGUAUUCACCUUCUCAUUUGGAGUUUUGCCCUCCGCUGAAGGUUUGUUCGAUCCUUACCACCAGCACCACAAUCUUUUCCAUCACUACAGGGCAUCUUCCCAAACCACUCAGCUGUGCUUCUGCUCGCACUUGAAUCAAGUUUAGUUUUAAGAGCCUGAGAAGACCUGUACUUAAAAACAUGCAAAAAUAUGUGAUUUCCCAGAUAAAAGAAGAAAAACAUACUUUGGCCUAAAUUACGCUCUGGUUUAAAACCUGGAAUGUUGAUGCUGGGAGAUGAAAGGCAAUUUCCUGUUGAUUUUUUUUUUUUUUUUUUGAAGUGGAGGGUGGCACAGAGGAAAGAAAUGGAAUAAGAAAGCUGAAUCAUCCCAGUAAUUUUCUAGGCAACUCAGCCUAAAUCAUUUCCAAAAUGCAAUAAGAAAAAAAAUUUCAUUAAAAUUCAAGUAUAUACCUUCUCUGGGAGGAGUCUGGCAUUAAGGUAAUCAAGUAUUUCAAAAAAGCAAUUAGAACGGGGCUUGGAAUUUCAAAUUAUUACCCAGAAUAUUUAGUCAGUACACAAAGGUCACACAAAUGGGUCAAACUUCCUGAAGAUUGUGAUUUGGAGCCCAGGGAACGUAUCUGCCAACUCUGGGAGGGUGGUCUGUUUUCUCCUAUACGAUAAGCAUGCCGAGGGCCUCCCUGAGGACCAGUAGAGGCAUGGGUAUCAGUGCCUGGAGCACAGUGUUAAGAUAAACUGAGGCAUAUUAAAAAUUGUAAGAACUUAUUUGAGCAAAAAUCGAUUUGAACCGGGCAGCACCAAAUGGGAAGUGGUUAAGAGCACUCCACCGACAGGAGCUAGGGGAAAGUUUUCAUAUAGAAAAGGUAGAAGACAAGCAAGGAAAUUAUUGAUUGGCUAUAGCUUAAAGCCUGGUUGGUCGUUUGUAAUUGGUUGGCCUUAGGUUUUGAGUUUGGAACCUUGAGGCAUUUACAGGCAUAGAUCGGGGUUUGUUCAUACAGGCCACACCUCACAGGGUCACCUCAGUGUAAUGACCUCGUUUAAUUAAACAGUAGGUACCAGAGGAUUUUCUACUUGGUUUACUCCAGUGUUUACUUUUGAGCCUACCAAUGAAAAACUCUUACCUUUCAAGUCAGGGUGGGUGGAGGAAGGGCCCAGGAUGAUGUCAAAUCACAGCCUUUCCCCUCCUCAGGAAGUAAAGUCCACUGGCCCGAGAGCCUAAAUUGGCUCUGACUUUCUGGGUCCUUACAAUGCUCACUUGUUUUCACAGUGCAGAGGAAUGAACUGCUUUAAAAAAAACAGUGAUAUUCUAGAAAAUUGUAUAGUUUAGUUUUCUUUCCGGAGUGCUUGCUUCAUCUGUGGAGGGAUUCCUUUGCUGACCACCACGUCAAAGGUAAGAUGAAAACAGGGCUGUGUCAGGGUUGGUUUUCUAUAACAUUCGGAAUGACCGGCUUCUCUCCCAGCCCAGCCAGCUCCCCAGAUGGCCAUUCCACAUGCCCUGCCCGCAGUCUCCUUUCCAGGAAAGAAACAGCCUGCCUGUCAACCUGACAGUGGGAAAUAAAGAAUGCUAUACUCCUUCCUCAGAACAUUUACAUUUUCUUUUUUGCUCUUUCUCUUUAUAAAUUUUUUUUUUACUCAACCAUUUAUUUAUAAGAGGUAGCAGACUCUGUGGUCUAUCACACUUCGCUCCUGAAUACUUUUUAGCACAUUCUCCCACAGAACUACAAGACCACCAACACACCUGAGAUCUAACUUUGUCUACCAUACAGUCCAUUUUCAAAUUUCCCCUACUGACCACCUAAAGUCCUUUACAAUUUUUUUUCAGGUCCAGGAUCCAUUCAAAGAACAGUUGUUCCAUUCUGUUGUCAUGUCUAUUUUUAGUCCUUUAGAAUAUCAUCAUUUUAGCAAGUGCUUUGGAAAGGGAAUUCCCAAACCCGAGGCUCCCCUUCCAUUUUUUAUUUCUCUAAGUCAAGAGCUCAUCCAAAGGACCAGAGGGUGAGGCACGGCUUCCCCUGGGAUUUGACCUGCAGACCUGGGCAGAAGCCAGAGGCCACUCCACCAUCAGAGGUCAGGCUUUGCAGUUAACUCCCUUGCAAUUCCUGCCUAAAAUAAAAUGAGUGGUCAUCCUAAUGCUAUUCAAACUGGUGAUAGAAAAUUUUCUGUAGUGGCUUUGAAGUCUCUCAAAUCACAGCCUUGCAUUAGCUCUUCUUACUUCUCCCAUGGUUCUGUCUGGAUUGUGAUUGUAGAAUAAACAGGGAUAAAGGGACAUUAUAGUCACACAGACUUUGAUGCGUAACUAAGGCCAUACUUCAAGGGAAUGGUCAAAGCCACGUGGACUUGCCAGGGGAAGUCAGGCAGUGGGCCUCCAGAAAAAUCCCCAAAGAUGGUAAAAGUCCUGCUCGCAUUUUUAAGGUUGAGAUCAGAGUCUAUAAACAACUUUAGAAACAGGUGGAAAUCAUCUAUUAAAGGGUGAGAUAAAAAUAAAAAUUACAGUAUAAGUGGUUUUAAACCAUAGAGAAAAAGAAAGAAGUUUAGAAGUUUAGAUCCGUUUCCUGUCAACUGAAUCAACUAUGUCUUGGAUUCAUCACAGGGAUCUCCUGCAUUUGGAGGAAGCAUCAUGCUGAAGAGGGAGGGGAAGGCCCGGCCUUACACUAAAGCCCUGGAUGGAGGUUGGGGAUGGAUGAUUGUGUUUCAUUUCUUCCUGGUAAAUGUGUUUGUGGUGGGGAUGAUCAAGACCUUUGCAAUUUUCUUUGUGGUUUUUCAAGAAGAAUUUGAAAGCACCUCAGAGCAAACUGGUUGGAUUGGAUCCAUCAUGUCAUCUCUUAGUAUUGCAGCAGCACACUCACCUAGUACUAUACUUUCUUUCUUUUCCCAAGGUCCUCUGGUUGCCAUUAUCGCCGAUACAUAUGGAGACAAAACUGUUUCCAUUCUUGGAGCUUUUCUUAUAAGUGGUGGAUUUCUGAUCAGCAGUCAGGCUACAAGCAUUCCAUUUCUUUGUGUGACAAUAGGAGUUUUACCUGGUUUGGGUUCCGCUUUCUUGUACCAAGUAGCUGCGGUGUUAAUUAGCAAAUACUUCAAAAAACGAUUAGCACUUUGUACAGCUAUUGCCCGUUCAGGGAUGGGACUGACAUUCCUGUUAGCACCUUUUACAAAAUUCCUGAUAGACCAAUAUGACUGGACAGGUGCCCUUAUAAUUCUUGGAGCUAUCAUACUGAAUUUGGUACCUACUAGUAUGCUCUUAAGACCCAUCCAUAUCACAAGCAACAGCAAUUCUGAUAUUAAAGAUGAAGGUAGCAGUUUAUCUGCAAGUGGUCCAGAGGCAGAGUGCGGGGCAGAAACAUCACACUGCAACAAGCCACAGGAGUCUACCAUCAGGGACUGUACUACACAGAAGCCUGGACAACCCAGUGCAAGUUUAACUGACUCACAAAAUCAAAACAAAGAGUUCAACAACGGGCCAGACAGGAACAGAUUGCUCCUAACAACUAAUGAACAAAGUUUUGAGAAAAAGGCUGUUUUGUGCAGCUGUAAACAAUAUCUCUCUUUUAUCUCUCUUUUCAAGAAUCCUUUCUUCUGCAUAUUUACCUGGUCUUUACUCUUUAGUCGAUUGGCAUAUUUGGUCACUAACCUUCACCUAGUAGCCAUAGCCAAAACACUGGGAAUUGACAUGACGGACGCCUCCUACCUCGUUUCUAUAGCUGGUAUCACUGAGUCAGUCAGUCAAAUUAUCUUUGGAUGGAUUGCUGAUCGAAACUGGAUCAGAAAGUAUCAUUACUACAAGUCUUACCUGAUCGGCUGCUGCAUCACUAACCUGUUUGCUCCUUUAGCCACCACAUUUCCACUACUCAUGACCUAUACCAUCUUCUCUGCCAUUUUCUCUGGCGGUCACCUGGCACUGAUAAUGCCUGUACUGGUUGAUCUGUGUGAGGAGUCUGUAACACACAGGUUUUAUGGACUCGCCUUUUUCUUUGCUGGUAUAGCUAUCCUUCCUGGACCACCUAUAGCAGGCUGGUUACACGAUUAUACCCAGACAUACGUGGGCUCCUUCUACUUCUCUAGCACAUGCUUUCUCCUCUCUUCUGUUUCCCUUUUCUUUAUACCACUGGCUGAGAGAUGGAAAAAGCAGAGGCUGACCAGAAGGAAAGAGGAUUGCAAUCAACUGUGAGCUUAACAAAACACACGCUAAACUAAUGAGUCAUUGGAAAUGAAAGAAAAUCUAAAAGAAUAAGUUUGGAAAUAAAAGCUUGAAAGAAAAGUUUCCUCAUUUGUAAAAUGAGGUGAACCAUAUAGUUUUUAAGGUUUCUUUUGUUUAGAAUUGUGAAGAAUGUCUAGUAGUAAGAAAGGAGCAAUUUAAAUUAAGCUAUUUGUUAGUAUUUAAUCAAAUAGGUUAAAAUUUUAAUCAGUUGAAGCAGCUACCUUAAGUAUUAAAUGAAAAUCAGAAUGUACUGUAUUAAUUAACCAAACUCUCAAGUGCCAUGGUAAUUCAGUCAGUAAAACAUGUUUAGAAAACCAUUUUUCUUAAUUUAAAGAAGUAUUAAAUAUAGCUUCUGGUUGAUGGAACUCUGGAGUCUGAAUAAAUAUUAAAACCUUGUUUAGUGACUGGAAUGUUACAUAUCACCCAAAGUUUAUCUUUGCUUAUUGAUUAGAGGUAACCUAUUAUUUUGUUUCUUAAAUAUUCUAUGAUAAACAUGUAUUGCUAUGUAAUAAAAAAUCAGAAUUGCUCAGAAAAAAAAUUAUUUCAAGAUGACUUGAAUUUUUAUUCCUGCCCAUCCAAACAGUAUUACUUUUUCAUUCAUUUAAUUAUCUAAAAUAUUCAAGCUAAAUAUCUAGAUGUGUCUUCAGAACCCUGCAAGUUUUAUAUGAAAGUUAUACAGGUAGCUUUUAAUGGGAGAUCCUUAAACUAAUGGAUGUUUCUUGAGUAUGGAAUAAUUAUGUUAAUUUCACUCAGACUAAGCAAUUACAUGUUAAUAGAGAGCCCUUUGUUAUUUGGUGAUUUUAAGAAGGAAAAAACCUAGAGUUCUCUGCAACACCAACCUCCUUUGGCACCUCCUUCAGAAUGCUCCUUCAAGCUAUUAUUAUUAUUAAUCUUUCCAUCCUCUCUGCUUUAAAAUAGCUAUUCCCUCUAGAGAACAAUCCUAAAAUGAAAGCCUGGUUUUAGCUCCAAAAUGCCAUACUGUCUACUCUCUACAUAUACCUUUGUGCAAGCUUUGCUACCAAAUACCAUCCUAAAGACUUGUCUUUCUCCACCAGGCAGUCUCGCUCAUCUUUCACAAUCUGAUUCACUCAAAGGCCGUCUCCUCUGGAAAUCUCCCCUACCAUUAAGUCAUUCUCUCAUCUGGACUCCUAUGUAACUUUCAACAGAAUACUAUAUGAGCUUACAUGUCAACUAUUUCCAGUAGUCUAUAAGAUCAACCAGACGGAUGAUGUUUUAUUCAUCUCUGUAUUCCCCAAGGCCCAGCAUAACUCCCAGGAACUACUCUCCUCCACCCCCUGCCCCUUCCCCUUUGAGCAAUAAUUGUUCUCCAAAGAACCUUUACUCAGGGCAACUAGACUCUUUUUUCUUAUAAAAGGAAACUGUACAUUCUAAGUACGACCAACGAAAGGACUCCAAGCUGAAUUCUGAUUUAUGAACCUUACCUAACAGAGCAGUUCUUCAUCUUACUUAAUGGUAAUAGUCCCUGUAAACCUGGGUAAUGUGGAUUAAGAAAAAUCUGAAUAACCCCUAGACUAUAGGAAGCUGAACACUUUUAUAGGCAAUGUAUCUAUUGUAAUUAACUCAUGAUGUUCCAGUUCAUUUACUACUUUUCUUGGACAUUUUAAGAUGUCAAUACAUUUCUAAGAAUCUAUAAUCCAGAAAUAUUAUUGCUAUCCCAGAUGUAUGUAUAUACCAGUUCAGUAUACAUGUAUACUGAAUACAUAUAUACAUACAUACAUACAUACAUGAAUGGUUUCAAGAAAAGCUAAAUAGCAUACUAAUUUUCUCCUUUUCCCUCAAGAAGUCCCUACAGGACAAAGAAAACAAAUAUUAAACUUCAGUUAUACAAGCAUGUGUGUUUGGAGUAGGAGGGUCAUGAAUAACUUUAUUCCAACACCUAAUUAUACUAGUCACUGAUGUAGGCACAUUUUAUAUAACUUAUUUAAUCUUCACGAGCUUUAGGAGCAGAUACUAUGAUGACUAUUUUACACAUGGAGCAACUUAAGGUCAAAGAAAUUAAACACCCAGUAAGUAGUAGAGUCAAUUCAAACACAAACUGACACAAAAUCGUAUGCGUUCUUCCCUCUCUAGAUCACCCUGGUUUCUUGGCAGUACCAUGAGAUUAUGAAGCUAAUUUAAUUGAAAGCAGUCAUAAAAAAUUUGUUCCAGCUCAAAAUGGCAUAAAAUUUUAAUAUCUAGAUUGAAAGAAAAAAUGCAAAGUACCCAAAAACCAAACAUGACUGCUAAAACGCAAGAACAACGUAGUUAUUAAGAUAAUUAACUUUUUUUAGGUCUUCCAAUAUAUACCAAACCUGACCAAAAAAGAUAAUGCCUUAGUACAGGCCACUUAUAAUUCCUUAAUACUAAAUUAUUAGCUUCAAUACAUAAAUUUAUUACAAAUUUACAAUAAGUUGUAAGCCUUGAAAUAUAUACAAGUACAUAUAUUUUAUUUAGUAGAGUUAUGGUAAUUUGAAUAUAAAAGUUCAGUAUACUUUCUUCUCAGCUAGUUACUGGGUUAUAUUUAAAACUAUUAAGAUACUAUUUCUUGCUGUUCUUACUCUUAACAAAAUGCCACACCACCGUUGUUAAAGAAGGAAUUUUCAAUAUGGAUCACUAAAUUCUAUUUCCGAUACUAAAACUCUAUACUUUAUAGUAUUUUUAAGUUCUUCCCCAUCUAUUACCUCAUUAUCACUAAGUCAAUCCUGUGAGGAAGUUCAACAGGUAGUAUUACUUCUAUUUUAUGCAUAAGGAACAAAAGCAAAUUAAGACCAAGUUAUUUGCUUAAAGUUACAAAGCUAGCCCUUGACAGAGCCAAUUCUGAAACCUAAUUACCACUCCUCAUUAUAUCAUGGCCCUUGGCUCUUCUUCUUUAAUAAUUCUCUAGGAGUUGAAAAUUUAAUAAAAGCAACAAUUAUACUUAAAUGGACUGAAAUGAUUAUUUUGUGAUCUUUUCAAACAAUCUAGGCAUAUUAAUGUGUGAUGUUAUGUGUGCAAAAAAUGAGCUCCUUAGUAAAUGAACUUGCCUAACUAUAAAAUUAGCUUUUUCCAUACAAGAAAAAAUAAACCAUGUAUUAAUAUUUGAUUUUAACUGUUUUUAAGAAAGACAUAAGACAAAACUUGGGCAGUGGUUUCUCUGAAGACCUCAAUAUAAAACCAAAGCCCAGUACUUUUUAAAAACCUUGAGUGGUUUUUCUUAAGCCAGAACCAACUCGUAUGAGGCUUUAUAUCUACGUAUUUGCCUUAUUUGGCUAAUCAUUUGUCACAAAUAUCUACCCAAUUGUCUCACAUUUAUCACCUAUAAUCUUAACAGACACGCAUAAAUAAUAAAAGAAAAUAACAAAAGUCCUUGAAAUCAACUUUUAAAUAAACCAGUUUAAAAUUCACCAUAGGACAGGGGUGGAGUACUGCUAUAAAUAUAUAACUACAAAUGUAUAUCUUUCAAGAUGUGGUUAGAAACUAGCAAUAACGUUUUCUGUUACUUCUGAUGGUGCCAUGAAAAAAUUAUGUAAUAAAAUAUAUAUAUAUAU